GUUAGUUCUUUCUGGAUGUUGGACACCUCCAAGGUGAUCCUCUCUGGAAUCAUAGGAUUAACAACUUGGAAACGGCCUAUGAUACUGCUGGUGAACCUCUUUGUGCUGCUCUCUGUGGUGUGUGUCCUCUUAAAUCUAGCUGGAUUUAUUCUCGGCUGCCAAGGGGCCCAGUUUGUGUCCAGCGUGCCCCGGUGUGAUCUGGUGGACUUAGGCGAAGGCAAGAUUUGCUUCUGUUGCGAAGAAUUUCAACCAGCCAAAUGCACAGACAAAGAAAAUGCCUUGAAACUCUUUCCGGUUCAGCCUUGUAAUGCUGUUCACCUGCUACUCAAGAAAGUUCUUUUCGCCCUGUGUGCCUUGAACGCCCUGACCACCACCGUCUGCUUGGUGGCAGCUGCCCUUCGCUACCUCCAGAUAUUUGCAGCCCGAAGAUCCUGCAUCGAUGAGUCCCAGAUUUCUGUCGAAGAGGUGGAAGAACAUGGACGGAUCCCAGACCCCGAUGAUUUCGUGCCGCCAGUGCCCCCGCCUUCAUACUUCGCCACAUUUUACUCGUGUACACCCCGGAUGAACCGCAGGAUGGUCGGUCCUGAUGUUAUUCCACUCCCACAUAUCUACGGAGCGCGAAUCAAAGGUGUGGAAGUGUUCUGUCCUUUGGACCCCCCGCCUCCCUAUGAGGCUGUGGUGAGCCAGACGGACCAGGAGCAGGGAUCUUCAUUCCACAUGCCAGAAGGAUCAGAAGGUGCCAUGAGCCCCUUGGAGCCAAUCUGCAUGCCAGUGACUCGAGAAUCAGGUGGGGACAGUCCUAACAUACCUGGAGAAGAAAGUGGAUCCAUGUCAGCGCCCGAUGCAAACCAGCUGCGUCCUGCGGGAAGCCGGAGAGCCCCGCCGCAGCUGAGGGCGAGAUCCAGGAGCGACCCUGUGCUCCAUCAUUCCGCGGAGAGAGCUGCCCCGGUGCUCAGCUGUGAAGCUGCCACGCAGACAGAGGGAAGACCGCAGCUGGCCACAGUGACUUUGAGGAGAGGUCUGAGAUGCAGAGCCUCGCGAUGCCGGCCUCGGUCCCUGAUAGAUUACAAGUCCUACAUGGACACCAAGCUGCUGGUGGCCAGGUUCCUGGAGCAGUCCUCCUGCAGUAUGACCCCGGACAUCCAUGAGCUCGUCGAGAACAUUAAAUCUGUUCUGAAGUCUGACGAGGAGCACAUGGAGGAGGCCAUCACGAGUGCCAGUUUCCUCGAACAGAUCAUGGCCCCGUUGCAGCCCAGCACUUCCAGGGCCCACGUGCCACCCUCCCGGAGACAGCCUGGACUCUUGCACCUGCAGAGCUGCGGGGACCUCAGCACCUUCGUCCCGGCGGGGAGGCCGAGAGCCCAGAGGAGGCCCCGGCGAGCGGAGGCCGAGCGGCCCCACAGCCUCAUCGGCGUCAUCCGGGAGACUGUCCUGUGAACCUGUGAGGCCAGGCCCCCGGGGGGGGCAGGACGGAAGAUGGACCCGGAAGGAGGAAUGAUCCCCAACCACGGGGUCCCCUGGCUGGGAGUUGGCGCGCCCUCCGGGAACUCCUUAAAAGGGGGGGGCAUGCUGGAGGACAUUUGUCCCCCCUCUCCGGCACCUCGUUCUGCUGACUGAGCGCAUUCAGGGGUGGACAGGCAGGUUCUUCCGGGCACUUUUGGCUUUUGGAUGCACAGAUCUGGAGGCCUCUGCCAGGUCACCUGGGCAGAAAGUGGGCUAGUGAUUCUUUGCCCACCUCACGCCCCGUGGCUCUCUUCCUCGCUGCGUGCCUCCCUCAGUGGAAGGACAGAUCUGCUGGGCCGCUCUUGAUAGCUCCCGCAGCCUUUCGCUGCUCCCUGGGAGAGCAGUGGGCACAGAGGCAGGACGAUUAACCCCCAUGUUUUCUGCACUUGUCAAGCUUCAUUUUAGGUCACCCUCAAAUCACAGUCUCUUUAGGAAAAACGGGGAACUCAUUCAGUGAAAAUCGUAACGAAAGACGUUUGGGAGAGGGUCUUGUUGAUUCCAUUUACUCGUGCUUGCGAAACUAGAGAUGGAUAAGGCCUGGCGGAGAAUAAAAAUGAGUACUUUGGACCUC
This is a messenger RNA of Herpailurus yagouaroundi (jaguarundi), 2074 nucleotides long. It is a transcript of the gene ENTREP1, whose product is annotated as endosomal transmembrane epsin interactor 1. Lineage: Eukaryota; Metazoa; Chordata; Mammalia; Carnivora; Felidae. The record is from RefSeq and is a predicted model, not a curated record. The transcript is spliced from 11 exons. Gene Ontology annotation, cellular component: membrane. The coding region runs from base 16 to 1437 and encodes 473 amino acids.